Hirsutella rhossiliensis is the source of this 792-nucleotide messenger RNA. RefSeq lists its product as uncharacterized. The transcript has a single exon. Bases 1 to 792 code for a protein of 263 amino acids. The record is from RefSeq and is a predicted model, not a curated record. NCBI's taxonomy places the organism in Eukaryota, Fungi, Ascomycota, Sordariomycetes, Hypocreales, Ophiocordycipitaceae.
AUGCGCCCGUUGUUCACGGCCGCCUGGGCCUGCCUGCUCGCCCGGGCAAGCUGCUCCUGGGUCUUCGCGUCGGGCCUGGAAGACGGCGACUACACGGUGACGCUCCCCUGGGACAGCUCGGCCUCGGCAGCAGCCGUGGUGACGAAGCGAGGCAGCCUCCCCCCUCCGCCCGGAGACAUAGACAUGUUCACCGACCCCGAGCCCCCGCUGCCGCCCCUCCGCAACUCGUCAUACCCCGACCAUAUCCCCCUCCCCAAGAGCAAGUACUUUUGCCGCUACGACACGUUCCCCUUUGCGCCGCGGGCGUACCUCGAGGCGCGCCAGCACUUCCAGGCCUACUGCGAGAUGUACUUGGUCCCGGACCGCACCAUCCACAUCUCGGUCGCGCGCAACGGCUCCCUCGGCAUCUUCGCCUGCAACCUCGCCGAGAACCCGCAGCCGUGCUCGGAGCGCGAGUACAAGUGGGCCGAGGACAAGAUUCUCGACCCGCACUGCGGCGACCUCGUCUCGGGCCAGGUCGAGAUGCAGCGCUGGCUGAAGUGGUAUGGCCGCGCCUAUCCCGGCGACAUGCUCUGUCCGCCGCAGAUUAAACAGCCCUUGGUUCACCUCAAGAAGCAGGUCUGGGAGGGCAUGCCAAAGUUCAUCCCCAGGCCUCCCGUCGUUCACGAUAAGCCUGUCGUGGAAAACCCUGUCGUUGACAAGCCUGCCGGCGAUGGACCUGCCGACGGCGACUUUCCCAGCGACGACUUUCCCAGCGAUGACUUUCCCGACGACCAUGGGCCCGGGCCUUAG